ACAAAAUAUAUAUGUAUAUGUACUUAUACCUACAACUACACUUCUCUUUUGCUUUUGACUUGGCUAGUUGGCUCAUGCUUUACUGCUGCAUGGCCUGAUGUGUUUGUGCUUUUAGAUAGUGUUCUAUUCUACUAUACGAGAAUAACGAGAGGAAAAUGAGUUGAUCUGCAAUACAGUAGUCACGGGACGUAGUAGUGCGGAAAUUGUCUGUUUGCUCGACUCUCGUCAUAAGUCUGGCAAAUUAUCAAAUCACUGGAAUUAUUGAUCCAAUCCUUGGAGCCAUUUUAUGUGAAGCAAGAAACUAGAAUUAGUAAUCAUGACAGCUGGUACUAGUUUGGUUGUACCUAUAGUACUGUGGGGACGUAUAGCCCCUACACACUGUAUUUCAUGUAUAUAUCUGUCAAAAGACCAAAAAACUUUGGUAACUGGCUGUUACGAUGGACAAAUUUGUUUAUGGCAAGUGGACCCUGAAACUCUCAAGAUGACUCCAAGGUGUUUACUAGUGGGUCACACAGCUCCAAUUAUGUGCCUUACUCGAGCUAGUAUUAUCCAAGAGCAGAAUUUUAUAGUGAGCAGUAGUGAAAGUGGAGAGAUGUGCACUUGGGAUUUGGUUGAUGGAAAAUGUCGCGAAAAUGUCAAACUCAACUACAUUCACACACAGAUUUUACCUUAUGUUUCUGCUGGAGGAGAUGAUGUGAGAUUGUUCUGUUCAGGGUACUAUCCCGAAGUAUUAGUCAUGGAUCCUUUUAGUUUAGAAAUAUUAUUCACUCUGAGUUCAAAAGUCAAUCCAGACUGGAUUAGUGCUGUACAUGUUCUUCGACCGGCCCAACGGAAAGGUCGGUUCUACGUGCACACAAAUGACGUCGUCUUGGCUUUAACGACAACGGGAACCGUCAAAGUCUGGACGCUUUCGGGGCAUGAAAAUCGCCAUAGCGAACCCUUGUACGAAAACGAAAGCAAGCAAAUUAGGUGUUUAAAUGCACUGUCAAUGAUAUGCUGUCCGGAUAAUCAACGAACAGUGCUCAUAGUAUGUUCCAAGUAUUGGCAGAUAUACGAUGCUGGAGACUUUUCUGUUCUCUGCUCUGUGACUGCACCUCGAGGAGAAAGAUGGAUGGCUGGCGAUUUUCUAUCCGCCGAUCGCGUCAUUGUCUGGAGUGACGAGGGUCAUGGUUAUUUAUACAAACUACCGGCCAAGGCUAUUACACAUCUUGAAAGCAGCGUAGCGGACAACAAGAGUUUCCAUUCUCAAUCGGCAGAAUCCGACCAACCAUACUUAUACUGCACGCUAACUCAACCUGGUGACAAGCCUCUGUCGUGUCCACCUGCGAUGCGACUGGUUACGGCACACCGUGGGAACAAAACGGUGAAGUAUCUGCUGCGCGGCGAUAGCGAGGGAGUCGUGAUGCUAUGGACGGUACCGGAGAUGACGGGCCAGCAGCUGUCCCAGAUGAACCAAAUAAACGGCUCGCCGCCAAUGCUGCCCCCAACUCUCAAGACGAGCUUGACUCUGGCUUGGGAGGCAAUGAAACCUUCGCCAGUUGGCAUCUUGGAUCAGCUGGACAGCGGCGACGGGCACGGAAUCAAGCUGACUACCAGCAUUUAUUUGCCCCAACAGAGCCGACUAGUCGUCGGUCGAGAAGAUGGGAGUAUAAUAAUCGUUCCAGCGACGCAGACUGUGAUGUUGCAACUUUUGCAUGGAAACCACCAGCAAUACGAUGACUGGCCUCCGCACCAGGUUCUUCUUGGCCAUUCUGGUCGUGUCAAUUGCCUACUGUAUCCUCACGGUGCGUCACCCAGAUACGACAAGUCGCAUUUAGUUUCCGGUUCUGUAGAUUUUGCCAUCUGCUUGUGGGAUUUGUAUGCUGGAACUUUGAUUCAUCGUUUCUGUGUUCACGCUGGUGAAAUCACACAACUACUGGUUCCUCCAGACAACUGCAGUCCAAGAAUCCAAAAGUGUGUCUGCAGCGUAGCUUCGGAUCAUAGUGUAACAUUGUUGUCCUUGGCAGAAAGAAAAUGUGUAGUCUUGGCCUCGCGUCAUUUAUUUCCCGUGGUUACGAUCAAGUGGCGGCCGUUUGAUGAUUUUAUGAUUGUGGGCUGCUCUGACGGAGCUGUUUACGUUUGGCAAAUGGAAACAGGUCAUUUGGAUCGAGUUUUGCAUGGAAUUAUUGCAGAAGAGGUACUGUUUGCUUGUGAUGAGAAUAUUAUGAUGGUAUCUGGAGCCACAGGAACUGGAGAUCUAGGCCUGGCGAAUCCAGCAGUCCACUUUUUCAGAGGUUUGAGGCACAGAAAUUUAUCGGCGAUUCGUCACGCAACGCAACGAGGCCUGCAUCAAUUGCAACAACUUCACGGGGGCCAUGGAAAUGAUCACGGUAAUACCAUCAGAGCCAAGGGAGCGCCACUAACGAUUCAAGGCUUUCGCAGCAACCCCAAGGAUCCAGAGAGCCACAUUCUUUUCUUUGACAUCGAGGGCCUCAUAGUCCAAUUAUUGAGCGAUGAGUACGGGGCUAUGACUCCCGGAACGCUAGAAGCUCAGGGCUUAGUUAAUACCACGGAGUAUCAGAAAGUUACUGCGCUUACGCGCUCAGCAAGCCCUGAUGCGCAUAAGAAGAUUGCAGACUUUUUCGGUCGCGUCAAGGAUAAGGCGAGCGACAUGGAGCGUGUGCUAAAGGAAAAGGACCGACACGGUAUUAUUGCUAAGAUGAAGGAGGGUGCGGAGAAUGUGCAAACCAAAAUUCAGGCCAAGGUGGAGAGCGUUGGCCUGAAACUCGAAGGCAAAGGUGAUGGCUGGAAUAACGACGGCGGUAAAAAUUCUCUGAAACGUAACGGAGUCUUCAACGAGCCAAACACGACGAUGGAAAUAGCUCAGCUGUUGCUUAGUUUGCUCCAUGCCUGGGGUAUAGAUCCGGACCUGGAUAGAGUCUGCGAAGGGAAAUUGGGCCUGCUGAGACCUAUGGUACCCGUAUCCUUCGGUGUACUGUCCAAAGGAGACUACAUGUCGUUUUUGCUUCCCACAUGGCAAACUCAUUUGGAGCAUGCAAUCGAGGAGCCAAUAACACAAUUGGAGCAACGUCUACCGGUUGAACUAGUCAGGCAGGAAAGGCUGACGCGAGCCUUCACCUCGCGGGCACACUGGGAGCUCUCCACCACUCUGACCAGCAACCAUUUAUUGUCCGUGGUGGCCCUGUCCAAUACUCUCAUGUCGAUGAAUAAUGCGACGUUUGUUCCUGAACAAGAAAGAAAUCGGAAAAUGCACAGGCCAGGAAAUAGGCCAGUCAAUUGGAAUAAGGUGGAGGAGGAAAGCGAAGAAAUGUAUACCGUGCAGCAGGCACAAAUCAAGCAAGGCUGGUCCUUGUUAGCUACUUUACACUGUGUGCUAUUGCCAGACAAAGUUUCUGCCAUAGGAGGAUCAAAGACGUUCAAAAAACCUCAGGUUGAAAUGAUGGCCCGUCGUUGGCAACACCAGUGUGUCGAGAUAAGAGAAGCAGCUCAGGCCCUCUUGCUCGCUGAAUUGGCGCGAAUGGGACCGAAGGGUCGAAAAGCUUUGGUGGAUAAUUGGGCACAGUAUUUGCCAAUGUACAGUACUCAGGAGCCUAUCGCUCCGCAGCCUCAAAAUCAAAGUCCAUCGUCCGGUAGUCCUCCACCCAACCAUGAGCUUCAAGAGCCAGAAGACGACGAAGAGGAAGAACUUGCUGAAGAAUUGAGUAUAUCGAGGAAGCCUUCGAGCGCCGCAGAACUGAAGCGCAAGCAAACUACGGCCGUUGUGUUGUUGGGUGUCAUUGGAGCUGAAUUUGGACAGGAUGUGGCUGUGAAUAAUCAGAAGAAAGACAAUGAUCAAAGACGUAAAAGCUCUGUUGUCGAAGGCUUUGGCAUUGGAAACAACAAUUUAUCGAGACUUACUAGUAUGGCACUGACGCAUCUGUUGUAUGCACAACAUUCGCCAAAGCUGCCGAUGCACACGGCGCUGAGACGAGCAGCCAUAGAUCUCAUUGGCCGUGGAUUUACCGUCUGGGAACCAUAUCUCGAUGUGUCAAGAGUUCUCUUAGGCCUACUGGAAAUGUGCUGUGAUGCUGAUAAGCUUGUGCCAAGCAUGACCUAUGGCCUACCGCUGACUCCAGCUGCGGACAGCUGUCGAACGGCUCGUCAUGCCCUAACUUUGAUUGCAACUGCACGACCAGCUGCUUUUAUUACGACGAUGGCAAGAGAAGUAGCUAGGUAUAACACGCUUCAGCAAAACGCACAGACCCUCAACGUCAAUCUGGGAGCCAAUGUACUUGCCAGAGCAAAACCAGAGAUACUGAGAAUUGUUGAGCAGCUCAUUGAUAAGAUGCAAAACGAGAUGAGCGAUUUGUUGGUAGAGGUGAUGGACAUAAUUUUGCACUGUCUGGAUCCUGGACACUUGAAGACCAAGCCUUUGAAUGACGUUUUCCCAGCCAUUUGUAGAUUUAAUCAAGUAAGCCAUCAUCCGGCAACGCGCAGAAUAGCUGUUGGUAGUCGCACGGGCCAUAUUGCUCUUUACGAAUUGCGAGGUACUGUCAAGUGUCAGUCCAUCAUAGCCCACCAAGUUCCAGUAACUGCAUUAGCAUUUUCUCCUGAAGGAAAAUAUCUUGUUAGUUAUUCGUGCAAUGAAAAUAAACUGUGUUUCUGGCAGCAAAUAAGUAGCGGAAUGUUUGGCCUAGGAAAUUCUCAAAUUCGCUGCAUCAAGUCGUACAGUACUGCCCCGAUAAAUGAUGUUGCACGAUUAAAUCCAAUGAGAUUAGCUCGUCUGAUAUGGAUUAACAAUCGAACGGUGACCCUCAUGCUAGCCGACAGUUCGGAAACUCGCUUUAACGUUUGAAUUUCCGUUAACUUUUUCAUCAUGGAGUUUAAUGAGGUAAAAAAUCGACACGAAGAGAUUGAGAUUGUCUUUACUGUAAGUAGGAUUUUUACAUAUCUAUUAUUCAAACAUGUGAUUGUAAACCAAAAAAUAUGCUAGAAAUUCUCCUAUUUUCUCUAUUAAACUAUAAACCUUGAUAUGCUGAAAGCAGAAUAAAUUAGAACCGAUAAAAGUACAAAUACUACGGUGAUGGUCAAUGAAACAAAUAUUCUCGUCUUGAAUUUGUUAAAAAUCUUGAAUUAAUGAUUCAGAGAAUUUUUGUUGUUGUGUUGAGUCAAUCUCAAUGAUGCCAUUGAAAAUAUUUCCAAAAUUGUUUAAACUUUUAGAAUAUCGUCUAAAAUUAUCGAUGUAAAAUCGUACUUAUGUGUAAAUUAAAAUCAGCAGCUCAGCUCUAAUCUGUACAUAAAUGACCGCUAAUAAAUUGCGUGAGUGGGAAUGAUUCAGUACUUGAAAACUUUUCGCUUAAAAUAAUUGAGAACAUAAAUUAUAAAAGAGUGGUCGAUAUGUUGAUUGAAGAUACCGGAUUUUAUAAAAAAUAUAUAUUUGUUAAAUUUAUUUUGCAAGUUUACAAUUUGUUGAACAACGUCUACGGAAUAUAGAAUCAAUAAUUCCAAGCUUGCAAGCAAUAUUUUUUUACCGACAUUGACAUCGAUGGACUUUCGUCAUAAAAACAUCAGCUAUAAUUUUUCAUGAAAAUAUUUAAUUAUUGUAACCCCGAAAGUUUCUGAUGAAAAGUAGAUUUUUUUUAAGAUCGAUAAGAUGAUUAAUAACAUAAGCUGAACUCACUUAUGUCGGCUAUGGCAAUCUUUUGAUUGUUUCUAUUUUAUCACUUAUUUUUCUCAAUGAAAAUUACGUGCUAAAAUUUUGAGACGUGAAAACAUUACAAAAAAUAGUUACUUCCCGCGAUAUCAAGUAAUAAUUUUCUUGAAAAUAUUUGAAAAUGAAAAAUAGCCCAAUGUAACUUCUGUUUUAUCGUUUAUUGGUUAUAAGUAUUCCUUUCCACGGGCGAAAUAUUUUUUUACCAACAACCGAUACCCAAACUCCAGUCAUGCGAAAAAUAACUACCAUAAUUUAUCCUUACCGUUGUCUAAUUCUCACGCGGUCUAAUCAAGCGUGGUGACAAUAAAGCGGCUAGUUUAAUUAUACCACUUGUUACCUCUUUAAUUUUAACUAUGUAUAGAACAUCGUUAGGUUCUUCGUUACAUAAACAUAAUCUGAAAACAUAGUAUUACACUUGCAUCCAUACAGAUUAUAUAAAUAUAUAAUAAAUUGUAUAAAAACUGCAUAUGAAUAACAAUAAUAAAUAGUACAUAACGUAACUUAUGGUUAUCCUAUCGUGCGAAUUGUAACGCACUUAUGAAUCUUUGACUUGCUGGCGAGCAAAGAAUGCUUACAUUGAACUUUUUUUUUUUUUUUUUUUAUAAUAAUUUUGCGUUCGUGUUACCUAUGGUGCGGCGUUGUUAUAAAGUGCAAUUUCACACAGUAGUGAAUAACUUGUUGUUUUACUUUCUCGUACCACCAACUGUUUUAUCGAAAAAUCUUGUUUUGGUGUAUACAAUAAGCACAGCAUGCUACACAAGUGAUGUAAGCUGUGCUUCGAAAGUAUUGGCAUGUAGGCAGUAGUAACCAGACAGAUACGUCAACCUGUUAGUCAGUGGCAUUUUUGUAUUAAUUUUAUCGCAAGAGUUAAUUGUUAUUUAUCAAUACUAACCAAUUAAUAUACUCUUACAAGUACGUAAAGCUGUAUAAAAAAAAAAAAAGCUGAGGCUUUUCUCCUACCAAGCUUUGAAAGUUAGUUUUAAAUUAUUUUCCUAAAAACUAAUCUUGUCAACGAGAUGAGCAAUCAAUCGUAACAGUCAUGUUGCUAUUGAGCUUUUCCGUAAUGUACGUGAGUUUGAUCAAACGUGGAUACUUAAACGUAAACAUCAUUCCAUGUCAGUUGAACGAGAUAAUUAUACAAUGCCAAUAACGUUCGACUUGAAGUUUUGGAAUUUAAGUAUAAUAGGUGUGGGUGUAUAGUCACCGAGUCUUUGAUCCUGGAUUAAAUAUUCAUGCUUAACUUAAGAAAAAAAAAAAAAAAAAAAAACAAACAAAUCAUUGAAUGUUGCAUCGAAUUUGAUAGUAAAUUUGGCAGGUUCAUCCCACCUUACGCACUUGCUCCAACGAAAGUAUAAAAUAUUUAUUAUUGUUAUUAUUCUUGUGAUUUUCAUUGGGAUGUGAAAUUGUGCGUGUCACGUGAUGAGCCUACGCCAAAAAAACUGCCUUUAAAUGAAAAUAUAAAAAAAAAAACUUUGUUAUCGAUGAUAACCAAUUGUACCAUAGAUAAUCAAAUUUGCGGAUUAUUAUUAUUAUUAUUAUUAUUACCAUCACUAUUAUCAAUGCACGUGUAAGAAAGCGAAUGAGAAGCGAAAAAGAAAACAAUAGAGCGCGUUAUAUAUAUUUGUUGUUAUUGUUAGUGUGUAUUCGUCAAGCGUAUUUAAUAAGCAUACCUCUACCGAGGACAGUGUAUUACCGAUGGAUUAUUAUAU
Copidosoma floridanum is the source of this 7401-nucleotide messenger RNA. It is a transcript of the gene Rbcn-3B, whose product is annotated as WD repeat-containing protein Rbcn-3B. Gene Ontology annotation, cellular component: cytoplasm. Gene Ontology annotation, molecular function: protein binding. NCBI's taxonomy places the organism in Eukaryota, Metazoa, Arthropoda, Insecta, Hymenoptera, Encyrtidae. The record is from RefSeq and is a predicted model, not a curated record.